Messenger RNA from Acipenser ruthenus (sterlet), 1996 nucleotides. Its product is annotated as dicarboxylate carrier SLC25A8-like. The coding region runs from base 137 to 991 and encodes 284 amino acids. Gene Ontology annotation, cellular component: mitochondrial membrane. The transcript is spliced from 7 exons. Gene Ontology annotation, biological process: adaptive thermogenesis; mitochondrial transport; response to cold. The record is from RefSeq and is a predicted model, not a curated record. NCBI's taxonomy places the organism in Eukaryota, Metazoa, Chordata, Actinopteri, Acipenseriformes, Acipenseridae. Gene Ontology annotation, molecular function: oxidative phosphorylation uncoupler activity.
AUGAAGUUAAGACAAGUAACUGGUACUUCACUUCAGUGUCUGGGAGGAUCACCUGAGCUUGAUAACAUUCCAGUAAAAAACGGUUUGAAUCCAUUGGACUUUUUUUAAUAGCUCUCCUCCCUCUAACACUUUCAAGAUGGUUGGACUGAAACCCUCGGAUGUCCCCCCUACUCCAGGUGUGAAGUUCCUCAGUGCUGGAACUGCUGCCUGUAUAGCAGAUCUCUUCACUUUUCCACUGGACACAGCUAAAGUCAGAUUACAGAUUCAAGGUGAGAAGGCAGCUGUUGAAGCUGCUAAGAACAUCCGAUACAGUGGAGUGUUUGGGACCAUUGCCACCAUGGUUAAAACAGAAGGUCCAAGGAGUCUCUAUAAUGGAUUAGUAGCUGGACUGCAGAGGCAGAUGGCCUUUGCUUCAAUCCGCAUUGGCCUCUAUGACUCAGUCAAGCAAUUCUACUCCAAUGGGAAAGAAAGUGCUGGAGUUGGAAUCAAGAUCCUGGCAGGCUGCACCACUGGUGCAAUGGCGGUGUCUGUUGCACAGCCCACAGAUGUGGUGAAAGUCAGGUUUCAAGCUCAGUUGACCCUUAGAGGUGUUGAGAGGAGGUACAAGGGCACCAUGCAGGCCUACAAAGCCAUUUUCAGGCAAGAGGGGAUUCAAGGACUUUGGAAAGGCACUCUACCAAACAUCACCAGAAAUGCCAUUGUUAACGCCGCAGAGCUUGUAACUUAUGACAUCAUUAAGGAGACAAUCCUCAAGUACAAACUGUUGACAGAUAAUUUACCCUGCCACUUCUUAUCGGCUUUUGGAGCUGGGUUCUGCACCACAAUUGUUGCCUCUCCAGUUGACGUUGUAAAGACCAGAUACAUGAACUCUCCCCUGGGGCAAUACAAGAGCGCUAUCAACUGUGCCUGGACCAUGUUUACUAAAGAAGGACCAACAGCUUUUUAUAAAGGGAGCCAGCAGGUGCAUUCCUGCACAGCAGCUGUGUCUUAGCUGGAGGAGCCAACGGCUAUCUGCUGCUCAGUGUAGCUGCCAGACAAGAAGAAUCAAGUGGGUUUUUUUUUCCAUUUGUACACUUGCCUGAUCGUUGUCUCCCACUCCAGCAAACUGCUAUUCCGCCUCACUGCGUUUGUCAGCAAAGAGUCACGAUUACACCCGGAAAUCAUUUAAUGCUUUCAGGGCACUGCACAGAGACAUGACCCAAGGUGGCAAACUCAAAUUUCUCUGAUAUAGUGCGUCAGCAGUAAAAAUCUUGUGGCCUGUGUAGUGCUAAUUAUAUACCCAUUGUCAAUACAUGUAAAAAGUCAAAAUCAAAACAGGCAAUCUGCAGUCCAGGAAUACAGACAGAUGCCUCUAGAAGCUGGCUUGAUUAGCAAACACAAGACAAGUAUGGUGUUCUUCACAUUUCAUAGACAAAAUAAAAAAAUUCCCUGUCCCAAAAACAAAUAUGUACCCCGUGGCAAAGGCUUACAUAAUAAUUUUAAAUAAUUUUAAGACCCUGGACACUGUGUCCGUGUGGAGUGAUCUACAUGGAUAGUAUGUUCAAUAAGUUAUUGUGAAAAUUCAGGCAAACUAGAUGUAGCCAGAAUACUGCUUAAGAAUAUAAUAUUCUAAGAACAUCAAUAAUAUACAGUAAUUAAUUUAUAUACAGUUUCAUCAUAAAUUGAUGAGUAGUUCUGAAGCUAUAGCCUAGUGUAGGUAUACUUCACAUUUUGUUAUGACCAACUGAUAGCUAAUGGACCAAGGAAUUAUAUACUACACCGUUGACUGCUUGACAUGUCAGAUGGUUUAACUCUGUUGCACAUAACUGCCUCAUGAUUAUAUGCCUAUGUAACAGGGUGAUGCUGGGUGCAUACCGGCGACCCCGUGCACCACAAGCGAGCAUCUUAGCCACAAUGUAAAAGAGCCGGGCUCAUCUGCAUUCGUGGCUUUAGAACUCUUAAUCUCAUAAUCUCAUCUCACCGACAUGGAAAGGGACAGAAUCCGUAAUGGCAUCCG